GCCGUCUCAGGUCCUUGCAGUUGAAAUCAGUCAUGACGGGGGAGCUGUGAGCUGAGACCUUUUCGCAUCGUAGCGAGUAGACAUAGUACAUCCGAUUUUCUUUCCCGGACGGUGUUGACAACCAAGAAACAUGAAGACCAUCCUUGCCGCAUACUCGGGCGUGCUUAAAGGCACCGGCUCCAGCAUCCUAUCCUCCCUGCAGGACCUGCCUUUGGCUUUCUGGCCAUGUGGAUCCAAGAUAGAGAAACAUCUCCAGGUCAUCGCCGUGCUGCAGUGGGUCAUCAGCUUCUUAGCCUUGGGGGCAGUCUGCACUGUUCUGCUAAUCUACAUGUUCUGUACCGAUUGUUGGUUUAUCGCCGCCCUUUACACCUCCUGGCUCAUUGUUGACUGGAACACCCCGAAACAAGGUGGGAGGAGAUCUUCAUGGGUCAGAAGUUGGACAGUGUGGACAUACUUUCGAGACUACUUUCCAAUAAGGCUAAUUAAAACCCACAACCUGCUGCCCAAUCGAAAUUAUAUCUUCGGCUACCAUCCCCAUGGCAUCUUCUGUUUUGGAGCUUUCUGCAACUUCGGAACAGAGGCUACAGGCUUCUCCAAGAAAUUUCCAGGCAUCAAGCCCUCUCUAGCAACUUUGGCAGGGAACUUCCGAAUGCCUGUCCUCCGAGACUACCUGAUGUCUGGAGGUAUUUGUCCUGUCAACAAGGAUUCCAUUGAUUACCUGCUGACAUGCAACGGCACAGGAAAUGCAGUGAUCAUUGUUGUCGGAGGCGCAGCGGAGUCCUUACACAGCGCGCCAGGCAUGCACUCUGUCAUCCUGAAGAACCGGAAAGGCUUUGUGAGAAUAGCACUCCAAAAAGGGUCUGACUUGGUUCCAGUAUAUUCCUUUGGGGAAAACGAUGCGUACAAGCAAAUAAUCCUGGAAGAGGGCACUUACUGGAGAACUCUCCAGAAGAAAUUACAGAAGUUGUUAGGCUUCGCUCCUUGCCUUUUCCACGGAUGUGGCCUCUUCUUUGGCAACUCCUGGGGUAUCGUGCCAUACGGCAAACCGAUCACAACCAUAGUCGGGGAGCCGAUCACAGUGCCAAAAACGGAGGAUCCGUCUGAUGAGAUGGUGGAUCUUUAUCACGCGAUGUAUGUUAAGUCCCUCCAGUGCCUGUUUGACAAGUACAAGACCUGUUUUGGCUUAAAUGAGAGUGACAUUCUGUACAUUGAGUGAAAGAAUGAAGGGGAAACUCUAAACAUUGAGAACUGUGUAACUUCUGACCCACCCCACCUUCAGACCGCUCCCCAUCUCAGUCCAGCCCCGGAUUGGGAUAAUCUUUGGACUCUAAUCUACAUGAGCACAUUUUGCUUCCCGUCUCCCAAGCAAAAAAAAAAAAAAAGCGUAGAUUGUCCUCAGGGAUUGGAAGGUUUUGAGAAAAUGGCACUGUGGCGUGGACCAACAUUUGAACAUGACACACUGUGGGAUCCCUGAACACAAGUGCCUUUUGUGUGUAGAUUUACAUUUUCUGACUGAAGACAUCCAACUAUAUUAUGCGUGUCAUGUAAAUGCAGAGGUGAAGGUAAGAACUUCAAAAUGUAUGCGUUCACAUAAUUCCCCACUAAGCUCUGUAAAAUAUUAUUUUAUAAAAGCACAACCAAUGCAUAUUAAGUGUGCCACUAUGAUAAUCGGAUGCACAAACCCACAGAUGAAUGGGGUUGCCAAAGAGCUACUGUGUCCGCACAAACACACAUACAGCUCCAAAUGUUUUCUUAAGGAAAGCCUCUACUUCUCCAUGGGAUUCCUGUGUUGCAAAUGCAAUAUAUGUCUGCGUGUGAUUUUUAGACUGCCAUAAAGUAUUAAUUGUCUUCAAUAUCGAGGAAAAAGAAGCCUGUGUCGGUGCUUGUCUCUUGAAUGAAUAGUUCCAAUGCACUUUGUGUCACCGAUUCUAUUACAGGGGUUUUGUCACAAGAAGAAGAAGAAAAAAAACUAAGGUUUUGACAUAGAUGAUUCUCAUUUAUUGUCCAAGUGGUAUUCAAGUGUGGAUGGAUGUGUGCCGUGAAAAGUGAAGUAGUGGCCUUUAUCUUCAAGUGCUUUUGGAGGGUUUACGACUGCCUUCCAGAGUGGAUGAUAUCAAUAAACAUACCCGUUUUUAAAUUGAAGGCAUCCUGGAUUACUUUGCAAAUAUGCAGUCAGUGUUAAUUGGGCAAAAAGGAAGGAAAUGUCUUCCAUAAUGCCUUAUGUGUAUUACCGGAUAUUGGAGGAUGUCACUCAUAAUAAAAAGUGUGAUGGACUGUAUGUCAAAAAUCAUCACACAAUUUGGGUUUGGGAUUGCCAUAUAUUAAAAGCAGUUCUUAAUUUCCGACUGUCAUUUGGAGAUGAAUGUCCACUGGUUUUGCUAUUGUGAAUUUAAUAUAAAGAUCAGUGUACCGGUAAUUCAUGUGCGAUACAACUGCAAGAAUUGCACGGCAAAGAUUUGUCUGUAUGAUGUAUGAUGUGUGCCGAACUAUCUUAAAUUAAACUUUUGUAUAUUUUCAGAAGGAA
Molecule: messenger RNA, 2524 nt
Organism: Hippocampus zosterae (dwarf seahorse)
Lineage: Eukaryota; Metazoa; Chordata; Actinopteri; Syngnathiformes; Syngnathidae
Gene: dgat2
Product: diacylglycerol O-acyltransferase 2
Exons: 8
Coding region: 131-1216 (361 amino acids)
Biological process (GO): triglyceride biosynthetic process
Cellular component (GO): endoplasmic reticulum membrane
Molecular function (GO): diacylglycerol O-acyltransferase activity
Source: RefSeq, a predicted model, not a curated record